Messenger RNA from Herpailurus yagouaroundi (jaguarundi), 1218 nucleotides. RefSeq names its product testis expressed 28 (gene TEX28). NCBI's taxonomy places the organism in Eukaryota, Metazoa, Chordata, Mammalia, Carnivora, Felidae. Gene Ontology annotation, cellular component: endomembrane system. The record is from RefSeq and is a predicted model, not a curated record.
AUGGUUUUAAAGGCAGAAUAUACCAAGAGCCCAAGUACGGCCAUUCUCUCCGACGUUUCCUCGUGCGGGUCCCUUUCAUCCAGUGAGGACGGCCCCCCCAGGGGCCAUUCCAGUCUGUCAGAUGGGGAGCUGGCCCGGAACUUACAGGAUAGUGUCAAGCACCGCGUCCUUUACCUCUCAGAGCAGCGGAGACUGGAGAAGGCCAGUCGGGAAGAGAACACCGUGGGCUACCUCAAGCUGGUGUCCAAAGCCGACCGGCACCACGCCCCCCACAUCUGGCAGGACUUCGAGAAGGUGAACCAGUGCGCCUCUGCCACCAUUGCCCAGAUCCAGCGAAGGCUCUGCCGUUGCCACUGGCAGCUGCAGGGGCUGGAGGGGGGCUGGAGGCCCCAGGGCUUAGCGCCCAAGGCCGCAAGCAGCCCGUGCCACUGCAUGCGGCCCAGCGAGAAGGCCCCAUCUUCAGAGUCUCCCAGGCCAGGUGGGGAAGACUGCCUGUCCACCGACCUGUCUGAUAUCGUCAGACACUUGCCCCUGGCGAGCCACUUCCCAGCUUUGUGGCCGGGGAAGUCCUGGGGAACAAAGCGUGUGGCCCAGCAGCGAAACCUGCUGUUGCGACAGAUGGAGGACCUAAGAGAAGUCAGGGAGCUCCACCUCAGCCUCCAGGUGUCCUAUCCGAGCCUAAAGGAGAGCCGUCUGAUGGGCCUGCAGGUGUCGCUGUCGUCCCUCCAGGAACAGAAAUGCAGACAAGCGUCGGUGGAAGAACAGGUGAAUGAGCACGUCCAGGGGUACCCGGAUGACAUUUACCACCUCGAACAGAAUCUGGCCCGCGCUGAAGAGAAAAUGGCCUAUCUGUCCUACGAGGGAGCCAAGGAAAUAUGGCUCUCGCGCCGCUGGGUUCUCGGUCCCAGGCCACACUGGAUGACGGAGCGUGGCCGAGUCAGCUGGGCCCUUCGCUGUCACCGGGCACGCACACACCCUCCCGGGACGGCGCUCGCACUGGCCACCGUCCUCCCGGCCUUCAUCUGCACCGUGUGCACCUGCCCCCCCACUGCCCUGAGCUCCGGCCCGCACACCUGCGCCGCCCUCGUGCUGAUCGGGCUUGGGGCCCUGGCCUGGCAGAAGCGGCGCGCCGUGUCUGCCACAGACCGGCAGGCCUGGGUCCCCUCCAGAUGGAGGCGGCGUUCCGAGGAGCCCGAGCCUCUAGCAGGUGGGCCUUAG